Messenger RNA from Beauveria bassiana ARSEF 2860, 1914 nucleotides. Its product is annotated as Bromodomain containing protein. The transcript has 5 exons. Gene Ontology annotation, biological process: chromatin remodeling. The record is from RefSeq and is a predicted model, not a curated record. Gene Ontology annotation, molecular function: protein binding. Bases 1 to 1914 code for a protein of 637 amino acids. NCBI's taxonomy places the organism in Eukaryota, Fungi, Ascomycota, Sordariomycetes, Hypocreales, Cordycipitaceae. Gene Ontology annotation, cellular component: RSC-type complex.
AUGGAUAGCAAGCGCAAGGCCGACGGUGGAAGCAGCGUCGACGCUGGCGACCGCUCCUCAAAGCGUCGCAAGGUUUCGGACUUUGAUCUCACGAAAGGCGAGACCAAGGAAUCAACUACCGCAUAUGGACUUGCAUUCCUCGAGCAGAUCCGUCGUACCUCCGAUAAAAGUGGCCGUUUAAUCGCAACCUACUUUGAGAAGCUACUUCCCCGACAAGGCAAUGCCGAUUACUACAAAAAGACCCGAAUGCCAAUCUCGCUUGAAAUAGCCGAAAGAAAACUUGAAAAGGGCGACUUCAAGAACAUGGCGGAGCUUGAAAGCUACUUCAAGCGCAUGAUUUCAAACGCCAAAGAGUUUUAUCCGCGAUCAUCAUCUGUCUUUGACGACGCAGAGCGCUUUCGUAAGGCUCUCAGCAACUACAUGACGAAGAACAAUCCGGCGUAUGCAAAGCGGGGCUACCAGGCUUUCCCAACACCGUUGCCCGAUGAGGAUGCCGAGGGUGACGACGCUGGUGAUGAUGAUCAAAAGGCUGAGGGCCAAGAUGGGGAUGCAGAGGAAGAGGAACAAGGAAAACAGGACCAGGUCAAAGAGCAGGAAGAAGAAGGAGAGGAAGAAGAGGAAGAAGAGGGCCCGCGCCGAAAGUCCAUCAUUAUCAAGAGAAAAGAAGAGCCUACUUCCUCUCGUUCGCGACCUCGACGAUCAUCUGCCUAUCAAGCCAGCCCCAAGCCUGCUACGCCGGCAAAAGCUGAUGGCCAUCAAUAUGAGGGUGUUCCUUACAAGGGACUCACCUUCCAAGAAGCUCAAGAGAAGAUUGUGGAAGAGAUGCUAAGGCAUCGCGAGCCCGAAUACGAGGAAGUCUACUUUGAGCCUUUUGUCAAUCUGCCUCCUCGGGCUUUAAAAGACUACUACAGAAUAGUCACUGACCCUUUGUCGCUGAAGAAGCUCCAAAAGAUUGUCAAGGGCAUUCAGGGCCGCGGUGAGCUGACAGGUGUUAGCGACUUCAAGUCUUGGGCCGCUUUUGCAGAAAAGUCCAAAUUGCUUUGGACAAACGCCUACUUUUACAAUGAAGAGGGCAGUGAGAUUUAUACUCUUGCACAGGAACUCGAGAAAUUCUUCAAUGCACAGCUCAAGAAAGCCAAGGCGGCGGUUGCAGAGCCCGUACAAUCGAAAAUAAAGCUCCGGGUCGGCGGCCACACGGCUAGUGACACCCCAACAAGCAAGAAAAUCACCAUCCAUGUAGGUGGCAGGGGCAAUGAAGAGUCGCCAGCUACAGACAUGGAAGUGCCCGAUACGAACGGUGAAGCUACCAAUGGUGCUGCAACUCCUGCGGCUCAGGGCGAGGACGGAACACCGUCCAAUGCUCCCACACCGGGUCAGCUUCCGCCAGGUGCUCCGCGACCACCGCAACUAUCGGAGACUCCUGUUCCUGCACCGCCUCCAGCGCCUCCGAAUCCCGCCCAGAAUAACGAAACUAGGCGGCCUCGCGGGCCUGGCAAAGGCAUCGAAGACGCGCUCCUCUCUCGACUAACCAUCCUGGCCCAUCCCAUGCUGCAGUUCGCCCAGCCAAUAAUGGGCUCCAUCUACCCCGACCCCAAGUACCUGCAGCAGUCGGGCGUCAUCAACGUGCCGCCGCACUGCACCCGGGUCUUUGUCAUCACCGCGCUGCCCGACUUCUUGCACGAGCGUCACUACAGUCUCUGGACGCUCAUCAACAGGCAGCCGGUGAAGCCGUACCCGCAAAUGGUGCCCGGUCAGCAGCCCCAGGAGCUCGCUUUCGAGGUCGGUCUGCAUCCCGGCGUCAAUGUCGUCGAGGCCCACCUGAUUGCUGCCAUUCCUGGUGAGCAGCGUGAAGCAGGCGCUCCCGAGGCCGAGUUGGAGAUUCUUACUGCAUACGUCAAUGUGAUGAAGAAUUAA